AUGCGGACGGUGUCGCUCAGCGCCGCGGCGCUGACACUGCUGGCGAGCCGUCGUGUCGACGCCGCCGCCGUGGGUAAUGAUGGAAACGCCCCUGGGCCCAUCAUGGGCUUCGCCAACGCCGUAGCUGGCGACGGCUUCCUCGCACUGCCAGUCGGGACCGUGGCGCGGCCGCCCCGACCGCAAAACGCAAAGGGCAGGCGAGCGAAUGCAUUUGAGGACCAGCUGAAGAACAUGGACUUCUUCUAUGCCACAGAUGUCAACAUCGGCUCGCCCGCGCAAAAGGUGACGGUUCUCGUCGACACGGGGUCCAGCGAACUAUGGGUCAACCCGGACUGCACGACCGCGCCGACGCAGCAGCAGUAUCGCCAAUGUCUCAACUUUGGCAAAUACGACCCCCGCAAGUCCAAGACGCCGCCCGUCGGGCCUUUUGGCAGUGAAGAGAUCAACUAUGGCGACCCGACGGACCAGUCCACGCAGACGUCGGUCAAGAUCCGCUACUACGCCGACACGGUAGCCCUCGGCCAGGCCAAGAUCACGAACCAGACCUUCGGCGUCGUGUCCGAGAGCGAGGGCCAGUCGCAGGGCAUCAUGGGCCUUGCGCCUGACCUGCGAGGCGGGUUCGAUGCCGAAGGCCCGUACAGCCUCCUGCUCAACACCAUGGCAAAGCAGGGCGUCAUUGCCAGCCGCGUGUUUGCCAUGGACCUGCGGCACUCCGACUCCGAGUACGGCGCCAUCAUCUACGGCGGCCUCGACAAGAGCAAGUUCAUCGGCACUCUUGAGAAGCGGCCGAUUGUGCGCGGCCUGAAGAACGAGUACCGCCUUGCCGUCGAGCUGAGCACCGUCGGCGUGACGCUCAAGUCGUCACGGAACUUCAAGGUCGCCGGCAAGGACGCCAACGUGAUGCUCGACUCGGGCACCACGCUCUCGCGCAUGCACUCGGCCGUCGCGCUGCCCAUCCUCCAAGCCCUGGACGCCCAGGACGACGGCGAGGGCUACUACCAGGUGCCCUGCUCGAUGCGCAGCAGCGGCGGCAGCGUCGACUUUGGCUUCGGUAGCAAGACGGUGCGCGUGCCGCUCAAGGACUUCAUCAUGGACCUGGCGGGCUCGACGCGCGUCUGCUACGUCGGCAUGGUCCUCACCACGGACCAGCAGAUUCUCGGCGACUCGGUCCUGCGGGCGGGUUACUUCGUCUUCGACUGGGACAACGAGGCCGUCCACAUCGGCCAGGCGGCCAACUGCGGCAAGAACGACAUCGUCGCUGUCAGCUCGGGCACCAGCGCCGUGCCCGCCGUGACGGGUAACUGCAAGGAGAGCGACGCGGCCUUCACUGGAGGGUCAGCAGUGCCUACCCGGACCCGAAGCGGCAGCCUCCCGACCUCGGCCUACACGACGGUAUACACCAUCACUUCGUGCCCCGGCUUCGACCGCUCCUGCUCGACCGGCGCCGUGACGACGCAGACGGUCGAGGCGGCGCCCACCGCCACCGGCGACGGCAGCGGCAGCGGCACCGGAAAAGUCUGCCCCCAAAAUUGGCGACAAUUGCAGAGCCGCCCAUCUCAAUCUUGCUCGAGAUGUGUAUAA
Molecule: messenger RNA, 1581 nt
Organism: Purpureocillium lilacinum
Lineage: Eukaryota; Fungi; Ascomycota; Sordariomycetes; Hypocreales; Ophiocordycipitaceae
Biological process (GO): proteolysis
Molecular function (GO): aspartic-type endopeptidase activity
Source: RefSeq, a predicted model, not a curated record